GCGCCCCUCGCCAGGCCGCCCCCAGCCCGGAGGGGUGCCAUGGCGUGGGGCUCCCCCACACCGGCUCCCCCCACCACAGCACCGCUGCUCCCGCUCCAGCUCCCGGUCGCCGCUGCCGCCUGCCCGGCCUCCUCGGGGCCUGUGGGCCCCACAGGCCUCCGCCGUACCCUGGGUGAGGGCCGGGGACCCGCUGUGGCCCCCCGGCGCUGGCCCAAACCCGGCUGCCCUCGCCGGGGUGGGCAGGCAAGGCGGACCCCGGCAGCCCGCCGCGCGCAGGCCGUGCACCCCACUGACUCAGUAACGCUAAUAACGCUAAUAACGUCGCCUUUCCGCCCGCCUCCCUGCCCUCCCGUCACAUUUCUGAGCUUCUCUAAGCCAUGGCCACAGCUGGGAGUGCACCCCCGCUUCCUGAGGGGUUCACAGUCCCUUUUGCAGGCUCCAAGGAAGGAAGCCAAAGAGCUGAAGACGUGGGAUCGCAGGCAGGGCACGGAGGAGCCGCAGAGCCUGCGGGCAGGCGUGUAUCGCAGCCAGCGUUAAAAGCAGCUACAGGGAGAAAAGCCAAGUCCGAGCUGUUCUUGUCAGAAAAUGGCAAGAGACGCGAGGUCCCAGGAAGGAAGCAGGACGGUGUCACUUGGCUGUGCCAGCCGGGGCUGGGUGGAAGGGGGUGGUCACGGAUCCGAUGGCAGAUAAGAUAGCGUAGCUGCUCUGCUGCUGCCACCCCGCACUCCGAGGACUUUUGAGAAUUAAUUGCGGUUUUGGAAGUUUCUGCCAUUUUUAAAUCGGCAAAAUGCCUGCUCCCAUUCCACAGUUGUGGAACUACAUCCCGGAAGAAAUCCUCAUCCAGAUUUUCUAUUACCUUUCCCUUCGAGACAGAUACACAGUCUUCCAGGUUUGCAGAGAAUGGGCUGCAGCUGUUUCUUCUAGCUCUGUGUGGCAUUUCACAGAGAUCAGCUGUGAUUCAGAAGAUGAGGAAGGCAUGCUGCAGAGCCUGCUCCAGUUCCUCAGCCAAAUCAAACACCUGAAGAUUGUGUUUGACCAGUCCAAGGAGGUCAACCGGAGGAAUGUGACACGCAUCUUGGAUGUGCUGGCAAAACAGAACCACAAACUGCAGCAGCUGUGCAUUGUGUGCCAUGGAGAGAACCCCUAUUUCUACUCUGGCCAGGACAUCCUACAGAGCAUACAGAAUAUAUGCGACACGAAAAACCAGAUAGAUCUUCAGCAUAUUGAUUUUCGAAAAAUGCCCUUCACUCUCGACGAUAAGCUGGUCGGACUCUUAGCUACCGCCAACCCAAACUUGCACAGUUUGUUCAUCAACAACCGCACCCUGGUAUGCAACGUGGCACCAGACACCAUCAGGAAAGUUCUCAGAGCGUGUCCCACUCUCUCGGCCUUGGGUGUUUACUAUGCCAGUUUGUCUGACGAUGUGUUCCAGGAGCUGCUCGAGCCUGGAAGAGCAGCUUUCACCCAUUUAGACAUUUUCUGUGAGCGCCUGGACAAGUAUAUACCGGUCAUCUCAGAAGAGCUCUGGGCUGCCGUAAGUCAGAAGCAUCCUCAGCUCUGUGUAGACCUGGAGUUCGAUCAUACGGUCCCUGCCUGCAAAAUACCACGGAUCCUGAAGCUGAACAUACCUGUGAGCACGCUGCAACUGAAUACCUAUAAUUACAUGGUCGAUCAGAUUAGGUUCGUCACCCAGAGCUACAGCAGUACUUUAAAGAAGCUGACGCUGCAAACCACAUCCUCGGAGGGCUUAAAUGCCUCACUAGUCGAUCUGGCUAGGCAGUGCAGAAAUCUGUUGGAGAUCCACUGCUACUGCGUGGUCAGCCAGGAGGUGGUAGAUGCGUUCCUCACGCACUGCCCCGGUCUGAAACGAUACACGCUGAAGGUCACCAAGGAACGGCACCCCUGGAAACCAGUAACGGUUCAGUGACCAGGUUCUUCUGACCUCCUGGGGAAAUCCCUGGGGGUCUGCAGGGGGACGGGGACAGCAGAUUUAGAGCAGAAGGCAAAUGCUGCACAAUGCCCUCCGCACUCACGGAGAACGUGCUGUUUCGCCCUGGCUGUUACGGGCGAUGCGCACCUGUUCUGCAGACCAAGCAUUUACACUCAAAUGUGAUAGAGAAAGGGUUAUACAGAGAAAUAGAAUUGCCCCCUGCCUUUUUUUU
Falco peregrinus (peregrine falcon) is the source of this 2162-nucleotide messenger RNA. RefSeq names its product F-box and leucine rich repeat protein 8 (gene FBXL8). NCBI's taxonomy places the organism in Eukaryota, Metazoa, Chordata, Aves, Falconiformes, Falconidae. The transcript has 3 exons. The coding region runs from base 788 to 1927 and encodes 379 amino acids. Gene Ontology annotation, molecular function: protein binding. The record is from RefSeq and is a predicted model, not a curated record.